AGCACAGUCAUCAUCACUGACCCACACACAUUAAUUUAGUAAAAAAGAUAAACUUUGUUCAUCAUGAAUUGUCGUCAAAUAUGUAAUUAAAAUAAGGAUUUUUAUCAUGUUUUACGUUUCACAUAGAAUAUGAAGCAUAUUUUUCUAUCGAAUCCAGAAUUUGCGGGUUGAGAGCAUGACUGGAUAUGAUUUGCUUGCUUGAGGAGAGGUGUCAUUUAUUUUGUAUGUUAUGUCAAAAGCUCGAAGGCAAGAACUGUCAUUGUUAUUCGUAUUUUAAACUAUGGCGACCAAUUCAAGUCGCUAUCAUAUGGCCACUUUGAAAAUAGUUCUUGUCGGAUCAGAAGCAGUCGGGAAAACGAGCUUGUUGAUUCGUUUUCAUCAGAAUACGUUCCCUGAUCUAUACGUACCCACUGUUUUCGAUUCGUAUUGGAAAGAAGUUUUAGUUGAUGGCAACGAGUAUGGUUUGUUGUUGUGGGAUAAUUCUGGCAAUGAAGAUUAUACACGCCUGCGACCCCUAUCGUAUCCACAGACAGAUGUCUUUCUUGUUUGCUUUGAUAUCAAUAACAGGGAGUCUUUUAUCCAGUUGCAAAAUCUUUGGCUUCCCGAAGUGAAACGCUAUCAAAAUGGAACCCCUAUUAUUAUAGUCGGCAACAAAAUGGAUGUUCGAUCUGAAAGUCUGGCUGAUGCAUCAUCUCGUGACUUUGUUCUUCAUGUAGAAGGUGUUCGUCUUGCUUUAAGAGAAGGAGCGAUAUAUUGCGAGAGCAGUGCUAAGGAAAACAGAGGAGUUCAAGAGAUAUUUCAGACGGCUGUAAGAUAUUACAUUCAUCAACAACCAAGUAGAACAUCUGUUGGUUGUUUUGGUUUACGACAAAAUAGACGAUCACCUAAUAUUCCAUUUCUUCCUCCGCCAUGUCCAUUACCCGUAUUGGCAUUAGAACCAUCUUUGUUUUCAAAGAACAUGAAAAAAUUACUAAGUAACUCGGAAUGUGGGACUGAUGUAACAUUCAUUUUCUCGGAUAAAACCCAAAUGGAAGCGCAUCGCUUAGUACUAUGUUGUACAUCUAAUAUGUUCCGUCGUAUAUUCCUCCGAAAUACCGCUCUCAACAAACUGAAUGCCGUUCAAUCCCAAAGAAACCUUGGUGGGAAGUUGACAAGUAGGGACAUUAAUUGUGGUCGCGUUUGUGGACUUUUUCUGGUAAAAAGCAAUAAGGAUGUACCCUAUGAUUGUGUUCAUUUUGAAGAACCGCAAACAAUUUUUUUAACUUUGAGUGAUCAUGUAUCCAAAAAUGCGUUCAACGAGAUGCUCACUUUUAUGUACACCGGAAAACUUAAUUUUUCAAUUGAAUGCGAUGCACAACUCACUUCUUCAGUUCUCGAAGUAGUAAAGAUAUUUCAAGUUGAUGUUUUGGAGGAUUAUCUUAAAGGCGAACAUGAACUGACGGAAAAUGGUUUGUUGGAAAAUUGGAAAAAGGAAUUUUGUUUUUUUAGCAACGAACUAUUUUGCAACACCUCCCGUUUUGCUGACAUGUCAUUUCGUGUCGAAGGCCAAGUUGUUCGUUCUCAUUUCUGUAUGCUUGUUGCACAUUGUGAUUUUAUGUCAGCCAUGUUGAGUGGAAAUUUUCAGGAGAGUAGUCAAAAGGAGAUCUCGUUGCCUUCAAUUUUUCUGGAUGGAUUUCUUGGCUUUCUACAAUAUAUCUACACGGAUGAUGUCGACUUUCAGCGACAUGAUCCGAUCGAAGUGAUGAAAGUCGCAAAUCAGUUUUGCUGUCCGCGACUCUUGACAUUAUGUGAGAUUAAUUUGGAGAAGAAAAUGGAAUCAUCGCUGGCAAGUUGCAAGAAAAAAAGUGAAAAACUUGGAGAACUCAUUGAACUCAUCACUACAUCACAGACACACAAUGCGCAUCAGUUGGUCUCCAAAUAUCUGUAUUACAUUGCUAUAAAUUUUGAAGAAUUUAAGAAGAGGAAAGAACUCGAGUCCCUCUCUACGGACAAUCUUAUAGUAAUCGAACAACAGAGGUGGCCACCCCCCUGUUAUCUGACCGAACUGAACGCCUACCGUAAGACACGUGACAGAAAUUUUUCUUGUAAUAUAAUGUGACAAUACAAAAGGCUGUCUCAAAGACUUAAAACCGUCUGACGUGUAAGUUAUCAAUCGUGGUUUCUCCUCUCUUCGGGAUGAUGUGAAAAUGACGAAAAGACAUGGGCAUGGAGUAAUUUUCAAAGUUAACCUUACUUAUCAAGACUGUUAACGCUAGCAACUUAAGUACAAGCGUUCACAGUCUUGAUGAGUAAAUCGAUAAAUAUCUAAGUAGUACUAUAUAAAUAUCUGUGUCCAUACAGUAUUUUCUCUUUUUAGCCCCCAGACUCGUUUUAAUGCCGCCUUCCCUUUCUUAUAAUCACCUGCUUGAAAAGUAUCAUAAAAUUCUCACUAUCUCUUUUUAUCCCCCUCUUUCGGUAAAAUAAAAAAUCAUAUAUAGUUCAAUCUCACAUAACAAAAUACGAAUGCCAUUUGUUUGAAAUUUACUGAUGUAAACGUCCAAAUAGUAAAAGAAAUUGAUAUUAAUUUAAA
Molecule: messenger RNA, 2569 nt
Organism: Xenia sp. Carnegie-2017
Lineage: Eukaryota; Metazoa; Cnidaria; Anthozoa; Malacalcyonacea; Xeniidae
Product: rho-related protein racA-like
Exons: 7
Coding region: 281-2098 (605 amino acids)
Biological process (GO): small GTPase-mediated signal transduction
Molecular function (GO): protein binding; GTPase activity; GTP binding
Source: RefSeq, a predicted model, not a curated record